Anoplopoma fimbria (sablefish) is the source of this 1112-nucleotide messenger RNA. RefSeq names its product immunoglobulin superfamily, member 5a (gene igsf5a). The coding region runs from base 53 to 970 and encodes 305 amino acids. Lineage: Eukaryota; Metazoa; Chordata; Actinopteri; Perciformes; Anoplopomatidae. Gene Ontology annotation, biological process: cell-cell adhesion. The record is from RefSeq and is a predicted model, not a curated record. The transcript has 7 exons.
UCAAGGCUCUGAUGCACGAUUCAAUGCCACUGUGAAAGGAAGCUGGAAGAUCAUGACCUGGAGUGUAAGAGGAUUCAUGGUUCUCAAUUUCCCCAUCACCGGUAACUUAACCACUGCCUCAAAUCAGUUCUCCGCCAGGUUCUGCUCCAGUGUUGACACCAGCUGUGUGGAGUUCACCAUUCAUAAUGUCACCCGCAGUGGUGAGGCCGGCCCGGUCAUUUGCAGUGUGCUGGGGGAUUAUGAAAGGAAGACGGCACAUCUUUACAUACAAGAGAGCGGUACGGUCAACGUCAAGGGAGGAAACGUGACGGUGAAGCAGGACCAGCAGGUGGAGUUCCAGUGUGUAACAUCUGCUUGGUUCCCCACCGCUUCUGUCAGCUGGACUCGAAAUGGCCAAGCUGUGAGCAGCAGCCUGUACAACACCACCAGCAUGGCCGAUGGGGAUACCUUCAACUCCACCAGCGUCCUGAAGUUUCAGGCGGUCAGCAACGCCAUGGUGGAGUGUCGGGCGACUGUGCUGUCACUAGCAAGUCCUCAAUCCAGCUCUGUCUUCUUGGUGGUUGUUCCCAAGCCUCCUGACUGGACCGUACUGAUAGCUGUUGUCGUGUCCAUUGGAGGUUUCGCUCUACUGGCUUUGCUAAUCAUCGGAAUCAUCUUCUGCUGCAAGCGCAGGAGAGAAAAACAACCCAUCUACCAGGAUGAAAUGAGCAGAAGAGUGAGGACACAGAGCCAGAUAAGUAGUGUCACUGCAGCUGGAAAGAGACAGGGUCAAGAGAACGCAGGAUACCUGCCGGAGGGUCAAACAAGCGUGGCUCCCAGCGAACUCAGUGACAGCGGCUUCUUCCAGGCAAACGGCUCCAAUGUUUUUGAGGUGGCUGACACUAACCAGGCAGGAAGAGGCUACAGUGUUGCCCACAUCACUGUGGGUGAGUCAGGUGUCAGGAAACACAGACAUGUCACCAUUGUUUAAGGAUAUAAAGAGGACCAAAACGUUCAGGAGUUUUUGGAACAGACAUAUAUUUAGUGCACUGCCUGUAUAAAGCUGUAUGUGCAGAAUGUAAACUUUCCGAAUUGUAUGAAAUGUAUUCCUCCUCAGUAACAGUAUCCUCACA